GAUGUGAUGUGAUUGAAAUUUUUGUAAUAGAAAAUAUUAUAGAAGAAACUUUGAUGGUUUACAAUUUUAUUUUCAGUAUAAGUCUUUGUUUUCAGCGUUUAUUCUUACAAAAUUAAGCAAUAUUGAUUGAUACACCUUGAUAUUUUAUUUGGUUGUAAGCCACUGCCUUAAACUCUUUCUAAAUAAGUAUUAUGUUAGGAUAAGACCGAGUGUGAAUUAAUUUCUUUUAUUGAGACAAUGGAGGUGUCACACUCAUUAACCCUGAAUGAGGCUGCCUUACAGCAGCUGCCUGAUGAUAAAAAACCACAUUUUAUAUUUGAAUGGCUUCGGUUUCUUGAUAAGGUCUUGGUUGCUGCCCAUAAGUCUGAUAUAAAGAGCUGUCAACAGAAGUUAGUUGCUCAACUUGUGAAUCUACUCAGAGAGUCACUGGGUGCUCCAGCUCGGAGGUUGUUGGCGCGGUGUUUAGCGACACUGUUCUCAGUCGGUGAUACAUUCCUUCUGUUUGAUACUGUGAACAAGUGUAAUGACAUCAUCAAAGUCAAGGAUGACUCCCCAUCUUAUCUACCAACAAGACUUGCUGCAAUUUGUUGUCUCGGUAGCAUGUAUGAGAAACUUGGUAGAAUGAUGGGAAGAUCUUAUGAGGAGACUGUAACCAAUCUAAUCAGAUCUCUGAAGAGUGCAGAAUCACAGACCAGAUUGGAGAUCAUGAUUACACUUGAGAAGAUAUGCGUGGGGAUGGGAUCCGCGGCCGGCAGUACGCUGCGCGAGGUGUGGCGAGCCGGCCGUGCGGCGCUGGGCACGGACCGCGCGGGUGGCGUGCGAGCCGCCGCCGCCCGCACGCUGCGCCGCCUGCUGCCGCUGCUGCGGCUCGCGCCCGCAGACCUGGACGCGCUCGCCGCCGCCUGCCUGCGCGCCGCGCACCCCAGCGACUACACGCUGCGGUGUGCCAUUGCCGAACUUCUUGGUGCCUUAAUAGCAACUACUCAAGCUGGUGAAGCCACGAAUUUAAAUACUAAGUUAAAAGUCGGCGUACAGUCAGUUCAACAAAAUAAGAAAGAUGCGCCUAAGAAUGUCGUGUCUCUGGACGAGGCUCUAAACUUACUGAUGGGUGCAUUUCUAAGAGGAGGCACAUCUUUCCUGAAGGGAGAAAUUAUUAAAUCUGGAUCGGGUGUUAACAGAGAAGUCCGAGUUUGUGUUACACAAGCUUACGUAGUAUUCGUGCAAAACAUGGGCGGCGUAUGGUUGGAGCGCAAUAUGACCACGUUUCUAACGCACGUGCUGGACUUGGUUGCUAAUCCGAAAGCAGCCAGCUCACAUGUCGACGCUGUAUAUUCAAGGAAAUGUAUAAACUAUAUACUGCGCAAUACGCUGGGCAAGAUGCUGGGUGAGAAAGCCCAAGCGUCCGCCUGUCGCGAGAUCAUACAGAUUGUCAUCAAACAAAUGAACAGCAUAGACUUCAAUCCGGAGAAUGCCAAAGAUUGUAAUCAGGAGACGUUAUUCAGCCAGCACCUGUUGGUAUGUGCACUGACGGAAGCAGGUGAGCUGGCCUUACAGCUCGGCACCGCGCUGCAUCAUCUCGUCGCAGAUCCUUCGCUGAACAUGUUACAAGCCAUUUGUGCUGUACUGGAGCACCCGUGCGCGGCGGCGCGGCUGGCGGCGGCGCGGUGCGUGCGGGCCGUGUGCGAGGCGCUGCCCGCGCGCGCCGCGCCGCUCCUCGACACCUGCCUCGACGCGCUCGACGCGCCCAGGCCCUCGCCGCACCACAUCUCCGGUUACUCGGCGGCGCUGGCUGGCAUUCUGGGCUCGGUGCGGCGGUCGCCGCUGGGCGUGCCGCACGGACGCGGCAAGGUGGCGUUCAACGCGGCCGAGCAGCUGCUGCGCUCCGCCGGCCAGAGCAGCCGCCUCACCGCCGCGCGCACGCACGCCGGCUGGCUGCUCGUCGGCGCCAUCUGCACGCUCGGUGUACCGGUUGUUCGAGGCUUGUUGCCCCGGAUGUUAUUGCUCUGGAGGAAUAGUUUCCCUAGGUCGGCUAAGGAAUUGGAAUCGGAAAAAGCUAGAGGAGAUGCUUUCACUUGGCAGGUGACAUUGGAAGGCCGUGCCGGCGCCUUAUCAGCAUUGCACAGUUUGUUAAUACACUGCCCAUCGCUUGUUAACAAUGACGAUACAGCUAAACGACUUACACAACCCAUAGAUGGAGCUAUUGCAGUUCUUACUAACGUGGGAGCCGUGAUCCGGAACUACGGCGGUGCGUUAAAAGCACCGUCGGCACUACUGCGGCUGCGACUGUACCAGGCGUGCGGCGCGCUGUACCAGGCGUGCGCCGCGCCCGCGCCGCUGCUGCGGCUGCUGGCCGCCGAGCUGGCGGGCUCGGCGGACCCCGGCGGCGCCACGGUGGCUACCGGUAUGCUGAUAACUGCUAUGCAUCCGCGAGAUACUAUAUUGCUCGGUGAAGAGGGAUGGAUUUACGACACAGAUCAAGCUGACAUUGAAGAACAGCUGGUGUCGCCGCUGAGCGCGAGCGGGUCCGGCGCGCUGGAGCACGACCCGUGCUGCGUGUACCGCGCGGCGGGCACGGCAGACGCGCAGCCGCUGGGCGUGGCCGUCAUCGACGCGUCCGUCGCACUCUUCCCCUUAAUAUUCUCCCGCGCCGCCAACAAGCACAGACAACAAAUGCUUGAACACUUUGUGGAAUGCAUCAAGAUGGCUAAGGGUCCUCGCCAAGAAGCAAUACAAAUAAACGUGUACACGGCACUGUUACUUGCACUGCGGACGUUAGCUGAAAUGAAGAGCUCCCUCGGACAGGACGCAGUCAAGAACAUCGCGACGGAGCUUAUUAUUAGUGGUCUAUCAACAAACAGCGCUACAGUCCGCGCUGCAGCGGCUGCGUGCUCUGGUAGAUUAUGUGGUUGCAUCACCGAAGCGGAGAGCCAAGCGUUGAGUGAACGCGUUAUCGCUUUAGCGCGCUCGUCUGUAAACCGGCCAACCCGCGCCGCCGCUGCAGCCGCUGUAGGAGCUGUGCAGCGGGCGCGGGGCGCUGCGUCUAGCGCUGCAGCGCUGCCGGUGCUGAGGGCACUCGCGCAGGAUACAGCCGCUGUUGAAGUACAGGUGUGGUCUAUCCACGCGUUGUCAGUGCUAGCAGAUGCAUCGGGACCUAUGUUCCGAGGGCAUGUGGAGUCGACUCUCAACCUAGCUCUGAAGCUGCUAUUCAGUGCGCCACCGUACCAGGAAGACCUGCACAGGAGCAUUGGUAGACUCUUGUCUGCACUGAUUACUGUUGUCGGCCCAGAGUUACAAGUGUGCGCGGUGAGUCGGUUCGUGUGUGCGAGUGCAGCGCUGAUGGAGAUGGGCGCGGACGGAGCGCGUGCUGAGGCCAUCGGCUGCCUCCAGCAGCUGCAGUUGUUCGCGCCGCAGCACAUCAACCUGCACACGCUCGUGCCCCAACUAUGCCGGGAGCUGUCGAACUGCUCGCUGGCAACGCGGCGUGCUGCGCUGUGCUGCGCGCGCCAGCUGUCACAGAAGGAAGCUGCCGCUGUGUGCCGGCACGCGCUGCUCGCACGCGACCACGUGCCGCCGCGCCCCUACACAGGCGUAGUGAUAACGGAAACGGGUUUGCCGGGCGCGUUGUUCGCGCUGCUGGACACGGAGCGCGACCCGACCAUCCUGCGGUACGCGCGCGACACGCUCACCUGCUGCGUGCUGGCGGCCGCGUCCGCGCCCGCAUCCGCGCCCGCAUCCGCGCUCGACUCCGAAUCCGCAUCCGUGCCCGCAGCAGCCAUCACCCGCCUGCGUGAUUGGCUCGCGCUUCUGAAGCGUGUACUUACUGUUAGACUCGAGGACGGCAACAAUCCGGAGACAGACCUGGAUGGUGAAGGUGACGACGACCAGGCCGAGUUCCACGCGGAGUCGGAGCAGUCCACGCACCCUGCCGUACAGUCUAGGUGGCCAACUAGGGUAUUUGCAAUGGAGUGCAUUCAGAAGAUAAUGGGUGCGUGCGAAGCGACCGGUGACAGUGCGCACUUCGAUCUAGUUAAAGCUAAAGAGAAACUGCAGACUGAUCCAAAUGCGGAGUGCCUGUCGGUGCACCUGUCGGACGUGGUGCGCAUGGCGUUCGUGGGCGCCACGGGCGAGGCGGACGCGCUGCGGCUGGCCGGCCUGCGCACGCUGCAGCGGCUCGUGCAGCUGUUCGCGCGCGCGCCCGAGCCUGACUUCCCAGGACACCUGCUGCUCGAGCAGUACCAGGCGCAGGUGGGCGCGGCGGUGCGGCCUGCAUUCUCCGGCGACACAGCCUCGCACGUGACGGCGGCCGCGUGCGACGUGUGCUCCGCCUGGAUCGGCUGCGGCGUCGCCAGGGACAUGAGCGACCUGCGCAGAGUUCAUCAGUUACUCGUGUCUAGUUUAGACAAAUUGAAUACUAAAGGCAAUACAACACUCAUAUACAAUGAAAGUAUGGCAACACUUGAGAAACUGUCAAUUCUAAAGGCAUGGGCUGAGAUUUACAUUGUGGCAAUGGUUAGCAACGGGAGCGCUCCAGGGAGCUAUGUAAAACAACUGGAUACUAAACCGUUCAACAUCAAGGCUGAGCUAGCCAAAUGGCGUAACGAGUUGCUCCAGAACAGUAACGAGAUCGACAAUGCUAGUCAAAGUGAUGAUGAUGACGAGUACGGAGAGUUUGAGUCGAAGGGUGAAAGUUUGCUGAGGCUGGUCGAACCUGAGUUGGAGAGUUUGGGCGAGAAUUGGCUCGCCGCGUUAAAGGAUCAUGCAUUGUUGAGUUUACCUCCAGAGUUCGCGUCGCAGCUGCCGCACGGCGGCGGCGCGUUCUACUGCGCGGCCACGGCGGACGCGGCCCGGCCGCACUACGCGCGCGCCUGGCCCGCGCUCCUGUACGCCGCCGCGCUGCGGUACGCCACGCCCGCCGCCGCAUCCGCCGCCGCAUCCGCCGCCGCAUCCGCCGCCGCAUCCGCCGCCGCACCCGCAUCCGACGCACCCACCGAAAGCACAUUGGACAAUCGAGUAGCAAAGAAUGAAAAUGGAAACUUCGAAUUCUUCGAACCACUUGAUGAAAGAUUCCAUUUAUUGUUUGGUAUAUGCAUGGAAGCACUGUGUGCACAGAGAGAUAUGAGUGUGGAGAACACAAUACAAGUAUUAUUGUCUCUGGUAACGUUAUUAGAUGUACCUGAAAAUAGAGCUAGAUUACUGAAAGACAGAGCGCUAGCUAUAGAGUUGUGUCAAAUAAUCCACCGCACUGGUUUGACACAAGAGAGUAUCGAGGCGCUGUUUUUAUGCGCUGAUGUGCUCAGGCUGAUUAUAGAGGGUGCUAAGGAGCAAUUACAUGCCAAUAUGCAGGCUAAAAUUAAAGAGUUGGCUCCGCAAGAAUCGGCAGCGGGCAGCAUUCCGCAGUCGGUGCUGGAAGCUGUACACACAUUGGGGGAGGGUGGGCCCACAGGUGAUCUCGUACCUGGCAAGUCUGUCGUGUUUUCGUGUCUGGAGCUGGGUGUGUGCGUGGCGGCGCGGCGGCUGCCGGCGCUGCGGGCCGGGACCGGCGCGGCGCCCGGCGCGGCGGCGGCCAGGCCGCUGGGGGCGCGCGCGGACGCGCUGCUCGCCGCCACGCUGCGCGCGCUCGCCGCCCUGCCCGCGCUCACCAGCCCGCACGGUGCUCUGUCUUUGCUGCCAACCCUGCUGUACCUAUCGACGGAGAUCUUGCGACAGAGCGAGGGCUCGCCCGUGGUGGAAGAAUCGGCCCUACUGCUGCUGCAAUCGGCGGCAGAGUGCCGCGUGGUGCGCGUAACGGAAGACACACGCACGCAGCACGCGCAGCUGCUCAAUGCCACGCUCGCUAAACUCAUCGAGAGAGUUAAGAGUGAGGAGCCGGAGCAACGUAUCGCGGCGGUGGCUGGCGCGCGUGCUAUGGCCGCGCUGGCAGGCCGAGCGCCGCCCACGCCCAAGCUGCACUACCCGUGCCUCAACCAUUUCCGGCACUGUCUCGACACCGACGACCACGAGGCGUUCGCGGCAUGCUGCGGCGUGCUGCGGCGAGUGUGGGGCCGCGGGGCUGCGCGCGGGCCGGCGGCGGCGUGGGCGCGCGCGCUGGCGGCCCGGCUGGUGGCCCGCGCCGCCGUCGUGGGGCAGGGCCCGCCGCCCGACCCGCAGCCGGGGCCCGCCAAGGCCGCGCUCGCGGCGCUCGCGGCGCUCGACGACUUGCUCGACUCCGCGCCCGACGAUGCCAGUGCGGCGUUGGUCCGAGUGCUGGUGCCGGUGGUGGUGUCGUUCCUGCGCGCGUCCGUGCUGCCGCCGCACCAGCGCGCUCUUCACGAGUUCGCGCUGCAGUGGCUCGCUCGCCGCGCGCCGCAGUUCCCGCAGGAGUUCAAAGCGAUGAUGCAGCAGUCUUCUGAACUGCGCACAAAACUGGAGAGUGCGGUGAAAGCGAACCAGGCCAACAGCCGCGCCGCCCGCCACUCGCAACACCAGCGGCCACUGUUCGACACCAAGCCCGCCAAACCCACCAUACAACUCAAGACAGACUUCAGUGACUUCAGGUAAACAUAUGGAAACCUUUAAAAGGUGUAACUAGAAGAUUUUCUAUUAUGUUCUCAUAUACGCACAUGAUAUUGUAAUACUGCAUUUCUAUCAAAAAUAAACCAUUUUUAUAUUACAAUUAUAGCAUUUUGACGACCUAGGUGGUCUAGCGGUUUAGCACACCGCCUUACUUCCGAUGUUUGCAGGUUCCAUUCCUUGCACGGUACAAACUUUUGUAUUCCUGAGUAUGAUUGUAUGUAUCGGUCUGAGUGUUUUUUAUAUUAUAUAUAA
Molecule: messenger RNA, 6804 nt
Organism: Achroia grisella
Lineage: Eukaryota; Metazoa; Arthropoda; Insecta; Lepidoptera; Pyralidae
Product: HEAT repeat-containing protein 5B
Exons: 41
Coding region: 238-6537 (2099 amino acids)
Biological process (GO): endocytosis; retrograde transport, endosome to Golgi; intracellular protein localization
Cellular component (GO): membrane; endocytic vesicle; Golgi apparatus
Source: RefSeq, a predicted model, not a curated record